This is a messenger RNA of Manacus vitellinus (golden-collared manakin), 847 nucleotides long. It is a transcript of the gene CCDC59, whose product is annotated as coiled-coil domain containing 59. The record is from RefSeq and is a predicted model, not a curated record. Gene Ontology annotation, cellular component: nucleus. Lineage: Eukaryota; Metazoa; Chordata; Aves; Passeriformes; Pipridae. The coding region runs from base 301 to 636 and encodes 111 amino acids. The transcript has 4 exons.
CCGCGCCGGCAGCGCGAUGGCGGCGGCCCGGCGGGGGCGCCCGAGCGGCGGCGGCCCACGGGCGGGGCGCGGGGUGCCUCAGCGCCGGCGAAAGCGGCGCGGUGGAGGCCCGUCCUGCUGCGCAGCUUCGUGGGCAGCGUCCAGGAGGGACGAGGAUUUGCAUUUCGGAGGAAACAAAAGAUCGAAAGACAGUACAGGAGAUUAUUGAGAAAGGGAAGAAAGGUCCGUUCCCAACAGGAUGAUCAGUUCACUGAUACCUAUCCUGAGCACUUGAAACAUCUUUACCUCGCAGAGGAAGAAAUGCUUAAGAAGCGGAGGCACAGGACACCAGAGGAUUCAGUGUUAUCAGAACAAAAGCUUAAUAAAGCAGAAGAGUCAGUUGUGACUGAAGGGAAGUUUAAGAAGAAAACAUCCAAUCAGAAGGCGAAAGAAGAGUACGAGAAAAUAAAGGCUGAGCGUGCUAGGAAGAAAGAGGAAGCAGAAAAAAGAAAACAACAAAGAGAAGAAGCUCAACGGUUGUACAAGCAAAAGAAAAUGGAAGCUUAUAAAAUAUUGAGUAAGAAGACUAAAAAAGGGCAGCCAAAUCUAAACUUACAAGUAGAGUUUCUUCUUCAGAAAAUACAGCAAAAUACCUAAACUUCUGCAUAUAUUUGAGUUACCUGUGGACAUUUUAUUAAAUUACUUUUAAUAAAUAAUUUUGUUUCUAUGUUACUUUUGUUAUUGACUUGAUUUAUCUCAUCAGUCCAGUAGUGAUAUAUUCAUCCUGAAAAUAUGAAAAUAUUCAUCCUGAGAGUAAGAGAGAGAUCUGGUACCUUGAAAAUAAAUGGUCUGGAUUUCUAAACUUAAA